Messenger RNA from Menidia menidia (Atlantic silverside), 1509 nucleotides. The record is from the annotation of a GenBank genome assembly. NCBI's taxonomy places the organism in Eukaryota, Metazoa, Chordata, Actinopteri, Atheriniformes, Atherinopsidae.
UGGUGCGCACGUAGCUUCCGCCCAUUCCAAUCUGAACAGGAAGACGUCGUUUUCAAGUGAAAGAACUACCAAAACAAAGUAAAAACUAGUUAAAUUAGCGUUUCGCUCGCAUUGUCCCUGCAGAUAGCGGCCACGGUUACCGCCAUGGAGGGCUUGUCGAGUCCUCUUCGGUGCUUCAGAGAGCACCACGCCGCUGAGAUGUUCACAGACGACGGCGUGGAAACGGUGACUUCAGUGGAGCAGAAAAAAGUGGAAAGUAGCAUCGAGGAAGUCAUCAGUGUUUACAAGCAAAUCCACAGCUUACCACAGCCGAUGUUACUGCGGGAGCAACACUACCAGUAUCUCAAGAAGGGCUUACGUCACUUAUCAGAUGCCUACGAGUGCCUGGAUGCGAGCAGACCAUGGCUUUGCUUCUGGAUUCUUCACAGUUUGGAGUUAUUAGAGGAGCCGAUCCCUGCUGCUGUCGCCUCAGAUGUGUGCCAGUUCCUCUCGCGCUGUCAGAGCCCGACGGGGGGCUUCGCCGGGGGGCCGGGGCAGCAUGCCCACCUGGCCCCCACCUACGCCGCCGUCAACGCGCUCUGCAUCAUCGGCACACCGCAGGCCUACAGCGUCAUAGACAGGGAGAAGCUGCUGGAUUUCCUAUGGUCAGUGAAGCAGCCCGAUGGCUCCUUUGUGAUGCACGUCGGAGGAGAGGUGGACGUCAGGAGCGCUUACUGCGCGGCGUCCGUAGCGUCGCUCACAAACAUCAUCACGCCCAGGCUGUUCCAGGACACGCCCAACUGGAUCCUCAGGUGUCAGAACUGGGAGGGCGGCCUGAGCGGCGUGCCCGGGCUGGAGGCGCACGGCGGCUACACCUUCUGCGGAACGGCCGCCAUGGUCAUCCUGGGCAAAGAGCACAUGCUGGACCUCAAAGCUCUGCUGCGCUGGGUGGUCAGCAGACAGAUGCGGUUCGAGGGCGGCUUCCAGGGCCGCUGUAACAAGCUGGUGGACGGCUGCUACUCCUUCUGGCAGGCUGGACUCCUGCCCCUGCUCCACAGAGCCUUAUUCAAAGAAGGAGAGUCGGAGCUGAGCCGGCAGCGCUGGAUGUUCGAGCAGCAGGCCCUGCAGGAGUACAUCCUGCUGUGCUGCCAGAACCCCGGGGGGGGCCUUCUGGACAAGCCCGGCAAAUCCAGGGACUUCUACCACACCUGCUACUGCCUGAGCGGCCUGUCAGUAGCACAGCACUUUGGGAACGCCGACCUCCACCACGAGAUGAUCCUCGGCAAGGAGGAGAACAGACUGGCUCCAACCCAUCCGGUUUACAACAUCUGCCCGGAGAAGGUGGCCCAGGCCCUGCAGCACUUCCUGCAGCUGCCUGUUCCCGCCGACGCCGGGCCCCCCCCCCCCCCCGGCCCCGCCCCCGCAGGCCCCGCCCCGGCCCUAGUCCCCGCCCCCCGGCGCAGCGGAGGGCGUGCCAACCAGCCGAACCCGGGGGACUCGACCCGACCCGGGAGCAGCAGCCAGGCCUGA